Molecule: messenger RNA, 3543 nt
Organism: Rhincodon typus (whale shark)
Lineage: Eukaryota; Metazoa; Chordata; Chondrichthyes; Orectolobiformes; Rhincodontidae
Product: arginyl-tRNA--protein transferase 1-like
Exons: 10
Coding region: 978-2321 (447 amino acids)
Biological process (GO): protein arginylation
Cellular component (GO): cytoplasm
Molecular function (GO): arginyl-tRNA--protein transferase activity
Source: RefSeq, a predicted model, not a curated record
GACCUGUAACCUGGUUUAAUUUCAGAUUUCUAGCAUCUUACAAUACCGAUCUCUUUGGCAAUUUUUCUCAAAAAGUUACUUUGUUCAUAACAUUUGUAAAACUACGUUAGAAAAAUCUGGACUUAAAUUACAGACAGCAAUAAAAUUCGACAUCUCUCCACACAGAAUGUUAGGUGUCUGAAUACAGUGAUAAUACUCUUAAUAUAUUAUUUCUCUUUUGCACAAUAUACUUCAAUAAAAUGUCAAAAAACACAGCACAUUUCAAUUGAAUAAUACAAUAUUUGCAAGAAAAUUCAGCUGCUAUAUCAUUCGAUUAUAAUAGAUUUACAAUUUACAAAAUAUAUGCUAUGAACGGUUUGCAGCCUAGGGCAAUAUUUCACUGAGGUGCUUCUCCAUCUAUAUUUUCAAUACUGUUGCUUUACAACGUGAAUUUUUUGUUAAUAUUUUGAUGUUUUAUUUCAAAAGUAUACUUUAUUCAUUAAAAAACUUGUUAAUAUUUUGAACGAAUUAGAAUUCGCAAUUUAUAUAUUCUGCCACUGAGAGCGAUACCUCCAGCCAGUUUCAAUUCUGGAACUGGCUUUCCUGUCUUUAAGUCCGUCUUUAAAAGCGACCUCUUGUCGAAAAUUCGAGUUAGCUACCUGUAACUACAUGGCAAAUGUUUGUCCGAUUGCGUGGGUUCCGAAUCUCCUUAAGGGCGCUACCUAAAUGCAGGUCGCUCUUUUCUCUCUGCAAGUGAGAAAGUCCAUCGGAAAAUUUGCAUUUUGGGCACCUCUCCGAGAACCUGGAGGGGAGGUGUUUCUGUUUGAGCUGACGGCUCUGGGGUUGGAACUCCAGUGAGCGUCAGUCAGACGGAUGAGGAAGUAGCGGAGUAAGCCCGGUUGGCUUCUACUUCGCUAGUGAACAUGUAUGUGUAUCCGGCUCCGGAUCCCUGCCGGGGGAGUAAGCGGAUGGGGUGAUACCAGCAAUCCCCCACUCGUAUGGGAACCAGCAGCACCGGGCAUAGCCCCCCGGCGGGGGAGCUGAGUCCGCCCCUGGAGGCGUGGACUUGUGGCUACUGCGGGAAGGACUCGUUCUGUGCCCAGGGUCUCAUGGCUCACAAAUUGUCAGUCCACGAUUACCAGCUGCUGCUGAACAAAGGAUGGGUUAGGAGUGGAAAGUAUCUGUACAAAGCCGCUAUGCCUAUUACAUGUUGUCCCACCUACCCCAUGAGGUGCCACGUCUUGGACUUUCGAAUAUCCAGGUCACAACGCCGAGUUCUAAAGAAAAUGAGGAAACUCUUAACAUGCACAGGUGGUUUAGUGAAGGAGACAGCUGGGGUUAGCUCCAAGGAGGACAACAGGUGCCAUAAUAGGGAGCAGGUCCCUGAAACUGCACCAGGCAAAUCAACCACUGGGCAGACAACGUGGGCAUUAUCCGAGAGGUCUGAGGAACAAUGGUCAGAGGGAAACCGAGCGUCGGAUCAGCGGGGGGUGAGCAGCAGCCAGAGCUGGCCUGUUGAAGAUGAGGACUCUCAGAUGCAUACCUGCCACAAAGCCAAAGAAAGCCGGACAGAGCUCCUACAGAGUCCAGAGAGGGGACAGCAGGCAGAGCUGGACUCCACAGAGUCAGACUUGGUGGGACUGACGGAGCGCAAGGCCCCAGGUCAGGAAUCCGGUCCUUUGCCAGGUCCGCAGCCAUCCUUGUCACAAACCUCCAUGAGCACUGUGCACCCAUCUCCCAUCCCACCUCCACUUCAUUCCAAGCCUGAGCCUAGCCAUACUAGAUCAUUAGAGGAGCUCAUAGUGGACAACACGCCUGUCACAUCAUUGCACCAGCUGGAGGUGAAGCUACUGCGACUUUCUCCUCCAAGCCCUGAGCUACACGCUACAUUUGGUGAAUCUUACAAAGUCUACAGGCGCUACCAGAUGCAUGUGCACAAAGACACUGAAGUGAUGGCCUCGGAGGCAGAGUACAGAAGGUUUUUCUGUAGCACUCCACUCAUGGGGGAGGACCCAGCAGAUGGCCCAGACACUGGCUAUGGCUCUUUCAUUGAACAGUUCCUGCUAGAUGGGAAAAUAAUAGCUCUCGGCUUGUUAGAUAUACUACCGGAAGGAAUUAACUCCCAGUACCUUUGCUAUGAUCCAGAUUACUCUUCCCUCUCAUUGGGAGUCUACUCUGCACUCAGGGAAAUAGCACUAACUCAGAGGUUGAAUGAGAAAGUUCCAAGUAUGAAGUAUUAUUACCUGGGCCCUUAUGUGCACUCCUGCGUUAAAGUGAAAUAUAAGGUAAGCACAGAAGGCACAGGAAACCCUGUGCAAGUCUGUCUUUCACUGUUCAGGUGAGGAAUUUGUUGCAAAUUAAUAAUUAAUCAUUUCAGUCUUCUUUACAGUUGGCCAAUGACUGAGAGGAUAACUCCUUAUGGUCUAUCCACACAGUUGUAACCCCUUGCGUCUUACAAACUACAAAUAUCCCAUCAGGCCCCGUGAAACAAGUGACCGUCUGAAGGAGAGGAAAAAGACAGAUUAAAAAGCCAGGCCAAUUUUGGGGGAGAGUUCCAACUGAUACCACUUGCCGACCCCUUUGUUGCAAUCGUCUUGGCGUGAUGAUUCCCUGUAGUAGCUACUCUGUUUUAUGUAGAUUUUCUAUCUGAGCUAGAAGCUGGCCCAGUUCUAAUUUGAAAUGAACAACACUCCAUCAUCUGAGAUAGCCACCUGUUUCUGAGGCUCACUCCUUUCUGGGGAAAAGACCAUCUUGUGAUGAUCACCCUAGAUCUGGCCUCAACUUAAAACUGUGUAGCCCCCCACACCUCCCUAAAAAUAUUCACGAGAAACAAUCAACAUGAACACCAUCUAUUCCCUUUGUCAUCUUUUAAACCUAACUGUCCAGUAGCAUUUUUGACUUGAUUUGACAGAAUAGUGUCCUGAUUGUAAUGAGGUCAGCCAGAUGGACCUCCUAGAAUAGGAGAUCCCUGACUGGAGCUGUUAAUCUGGUCCAAUCAGGGAGCCUUGGCUGACAAAUUAGAGUGUCAGAAGUUCUAUUCCUUCUCAGAGCUGGCUCUGAGGAAGCUGCACCAGUGUCAAGGACUCUCUCCAUAUGUAAAUAAAGGGUAACCUGGUAAUGGGAUACCAGCCUCCCUGGAGUUAUUUCAAGUAGAAAUGUAUGAAUAAUACCUUUCCUUGGAGCACAGGGUCUACACUUGUAAUAUUACAUAAGAACUUGGGAUAAAGUAGGCCAUUCAGUCCCUUGAGAAAGUUGUGACGUUCAAUAUAAACGCAGCCUCCACUCUACUUUCCUGCCCACUCUCCAUAACCCUUCAAUCCAUUGCUAAUUUUAAAAAAGUCUACGUCUUCCUUAAGUUGCUUUGGGGUCCUGGGGUCCUGGCGUCCACCACACUCUUCGAAGUGAAUUCCACCAAUUCACAGUCCUUUGAGAGAAGUAAUUUCUCUUCAUCUCUGUUUUACAUCUGCCGCCCCUUAUCCUAAAACAGUGACCUCUCGUUAUGGAAUGCCCACCCACUUGCCCCAUUUCUACUUUGGCAAUUCCCAUUAGCAUCUUUUUUCUUUA